AUGGGCCAAAAGAACCUGACAGUGCUGCCUGAAUUCAUCCUGCUGGGAGUCACAAGACGCCCUGAGCUGCAGGGUCCCCUUUUUGGGGUCUUUCUCCUCAUCUACAUGGUCACUGUGGUGGGCAACCUGGGCAUGGUCAUCCUGACCAAGGUGGACUCCCACCUCCACACACCUAUGUAUUUCUUUAUCAGACACCUGGCUUUCAUUGAUCUUGGCAAUUCUACUGUCAUCUGUCCCAAGAUGCUGAUCAAUUUUGUUGUGGAGAAAAAUACCAUUUCUUAUUAUGCCUGUGCCAUGCAGUUGGCUUUUUUCCUUCUGUUCAUUAUCAGUGAAUUUUUCAUCUUGUCAGCCAUGGCCUAUGACCGCUAUGUGGCCAUCUGUAACCCUCUGCUCUACAGUGUUAUCAUGACCCAGAGGGUUUGCCAUGUGCUUGUGGGUACACCCUACCUCUACAGCACCUUUCAGUCUUUGAUGGUAACUAUUAAGAUUUUUACUUUGACCUUUUGUGGUUCAAAUGUCAUCAGUCAUUUUUACUGUGAUGAUAUCCCUUUGUUACCCAUGCUGUGCUCAAAUGCAAGAGAAGUAGGAUUGUUGAUUAUAAUAUUUUCAGCCUUUAAUAUGAUUUCCUCCCUCCUAGUUGUUUUAGUAUCAUAUGUGCUGAUCCUGAUUACCAUAUUUCAAAUGCAUUCUCCUGAAGGAAGGAAAAAAGCUUUCUCUACAUGUGCUUCUCAUCUGACAGUGGUUGUUGUGUUCUAUGGGACUCUACUAUUUAUGUAUGUGCAGCCUAAAUCUGGUCACUCUUUUGAUUCUGACAAAAUGGCCUCUGUGUUUUACACUUUAAUUAUCCCUGUACUUAACCCCUUGGUCUACAGCUUAAGGAACAAAGAGGUAAAAAAUGCCUUCCAAAGGGUUUUUAAGAAUGCAUGCAGCAUUUGUAUUUGA
Messenger RNA from Choloepus didactylus (southern two-toed sloth), 942 nucleotides. Its product is annotated as olfactory receptor 8K5-like. The record is from RefSeq and is a predicted model, not a curated record. Gene Ontology annotation, cellular component: membrane. The transcript has a single exon. Gene Ontology annotation, molecular function: odorant binding; G protein-coupled receptor activity; olfactory receptor activity. NCBI's taxonomy places the organism in Eukaryota, Metazoa, Chordata, Mammalia, Pilosa, Megalonychidae. Bases 1 to 942 code for a protein of 313 amino acids. Gene Ontology annotation, biological process: G protein-coupled receptor signaling pathway; sensory perception of smell.